AUGAAGAGCCCCGAAGCCAAGCUGGAAAGGCUUCCUGGCGAGAUCCGCAACAGACUUUACAGCUACCUCUUUGACAUUCAGCGGGUUGAGAUCAGCCGCUACAUGGACGAGAACACCGGCCACAGCCAUCUCACCCACAAACUCCUCCCACCACGAAACCUCCAUACCCAGAACCCAACAAUGCUGCAAUACAACAAGAAAGGCAAGCUCCAAACUCAGUUGUGCAUCUCCUUUGUCUCAAAGCAGUUCUAUCAAGAAACACUCUGCCUGCUCUACGACUGCACCCAGUUUGUCUUCUCAAACACCAAGUGCGUUUACAAAUUCCUCAACAGAGUCCCCAGGCGCGCGCAGGCAGCCAUCAAACACAUUGAGCUGCAUCAUACGAUGUACAACGAGCCGACUUCGCUAGAGCACCGGGAAAUCAAGCUACGGAGCGACAAGAAUUGGUAUUCGUUGUGCGAGAAGAUAUCUCUGACCUUCAAGGCUCUGAGUGUCCUCCAUGUGGACAUGUGGGUUGUCUGCCCGUCAGCGGGCCUAGAGAUUGGGGAGCCGUGGUCCUUGCCGCUUCUUGCUUUAAGCAGAGUGGGAAAGGGAAAAUCCAAAGGGCUGCAAUUCGUGAAGAUCCAAUUGAGGAGCCCUCGGUUUGCAGAUGUGAAGCUGGAACAUGUGGCGAGACAGUUGGAGUGGGAGAUGAUGAGUCCGAUCGCCAGGCAGAUCCGUGAUGAUGAGAGGAUUGCCAGGGAGUUGGCUGGGCCAGUUAAAGCCGGUAAGGUAAUGACCUUGAAUUUCGACUAA
Messenger RNA from Aspergillus mulundensis, 795 nucleotides. RefSeq lists its product as uncharacterized. The transcript has a single exon. The coding region runs from base 1 to 795 and encodes 264 amino acids. The record is from RefSeq and is a predicted model, not a curated record. NCBI's taxonomy places the organism in Eukaryota, Fungi, Ascomycota, Eurotiomycetes, Eurotiales, Aspergillaceae.